CAUACCAUAAACAAAUCUCUCAUUUUCUACGUCAAACUCUCUUUCUUUUUCUUCACCACCCAACAAAUAAAACACCAUCUUUUUCUUUCUCUCUCUCUUUCUCUAUAAUGCUUCUUACUUCUUUGACUACUUCCCCUUCUCUUCUCCCCAAUUUUUUCUUUCCCAACCAAAUCAGGUUGCUCGUUUCUGCUUCUCUCUCAAUUACCACCUUUGCAGAUUUUUAAAUCCUUAAAUGUACUGUUUUCCUCUGUCUUGUCUUGUUCGGGACUCCCUUUUUACUAUUUUCUUAAUGGAUAAAAUUGUCUGUUAAUGCUCACGUUUGCUACAUUGGCACUAUGUUAAAGCAAAUUCUUAGCAAAUUGCCCAAGAAGGUGCCAAAAUCUGACACAUCAGAUUCGGCUCAGAGUGAUUCCGGGAGUGCUACUACUUUUGCAAAUGUCUUUCAGUGUUCGAAUGUUGGGGUUGCCAUUUCAAACAAAUUAAAUGCAGUGAAGCGGGUAUCAUCAGUGGUAUUUCCAGCAAGCUUGAGUGCUGGAGUGGAAGCAGUUGAUCCCCAUAUAUCUUUCAAAGAUGUUUCAAAUAUACAGAAGCAAAACCUGUUUAUCAGUAAGUUGAAUCUUUGCUGCACUGUUUAUGAUAAGAAUUGUACAGAGAAAGAUGUUAAACAUCAAACAUUAGUAGAGCUUGUUGAUUUUGUUUCUUCUGGAUCUGCAAAGUUCACAGAACCAUCAAUAGCUGCAAUGUGUAAAAUGUGUGCAAGUAAUUUGUUCAGGGUUUUCCCACCUAAGUUUCGUCCUAGUGCUACUGGUGGAGAAACAGAAGAUGAAGAGCUUAUGUUCGAUCCUUCCUGGUCUCACCUGAAAAUUGUUUAUGAUCUUCUCCUUCAAUUCAUAAAUUAUAACGCACUUGAUCUAAAGGUGGCAAAAUUGCAUAUUGAUAAUGCGUUCAUUGUUAGAUUGCUUGACCUUUUUGAUUCUGAGGACCCUAGAGAAAGAGAUUGCCUGAAAACAAUUCUGCAUAGAGUCUAUGGGAAAUUCAUGGUACACAGGCCUUUCAUACGGAAAUGUGUCAGCAAUAUCAUCUACCGAUUUGUUUUCGAGACUGAACGUCAUAAUGGAAUUGCUGAGUUGCUGGAGAUUUUUGGGAGUGUAAUUUGUGGGUUUGCGUUGCCACUGAAGGAGGAGCACACAAUAUUUUUGUGUAGGGUUUUAAUGCCCUUACACAAACCUAAAUCUGUUGGUAGUUACCAUCAGCAAUUAACAUAUUGUGUUUUACAGUUCAUUGAUAAGGAUCCAACACUGGCUAGCACGGUGAUAACGGGGCUACUGAAGUACUGGCCAGUAACAAAUAGCCAAAAGGAGCUCAUGUUCAUAAGUGAGUUGGAAGAGGUUUUGGAUGCCACAAUCAUGACUGAAUUUCAGAAGGUUAUGGUCCCACUGUUCCGACGAAUAGCUUGCUGUCUCAAUAGCUAUCAUUACCAGGUGGCUGAACGAGCUCAUUUGCUAUGGAACAACGAACACAUCUUCGAUGUUGUCUCUCAAAACCGGGAGGUGAUUCUGCCUCUUGUGUUCACAGCACUUAUACAUAACACCCAAAAUCACUGGAACCGAGCAGUGCUCAACCAGACCGAGAACAUGAGGAAGAUGCUGUCUCAGAUGGACGAGGAACUGGUGCUUGCCUGCCAACUCAAGUUGGAGGAGGAAGAUUCAAGGUCAAGUGCCGCAGCUGAGCAGCGAAGAGUGACAUGGGAACGUCUUGAAGCUGCUGCCACUGCCAAUAUCCAACCUAUAGCUGUAGCAGGUGAUGUAGUAGCAUCUCCUGCAUGUUCGGUGGCAUGCUAGUUGACAGUGCGAGUGUGAAUGUUCAAAUUACUGAGCAACAUGGUUCUUGCGUUUUUCCAUGUUGUAAGAUGAAUUUGCAAUGGCAUUUAGGUUUGUAAAAAUCCUAGAUGUUUGCCUUAAAAAAUGUUUAGAACGUGUUGCUUGUGUUGUGGGAAUUGAAAGGGUAUUUGUUUGUGGUGUCGGUGCAGUCACGCAUGCAAUUAUUUGGUGUGUCAGCAGCAUCCACUUCUCACUACCCAAUGACCUGGCUGGCCCCCACUUUAGCACUUGUAUUGGUUGAGUGGUAUUGCACUGUACUGAGGAAUCGAUGUGGUGCCAUUGCUGAUAUUCCUUAACCAUACUCUAACACUAUGUAUGUAGAUGUCUAUGCAUAAUGCAGCCUUUUUCUACUGGAGAUAGCAAAUGUCUUCCA
Vigna umbellata (rice bean) is the source of this 2253-nucleotide messenger RNA. NCBI's taxonomy places the organism in Eukaryota, Viridiplantae, Streptophyta, Magnoliopsida, Fabales, Fabaceae. The record is from RefSeq and is a predicted model, not a curated record.